UGGCCGUGUGGAGUCCGGAAGAGGCGUGAGGCCGGAACGUGGCGGCCCCCAUGGCGCUGUGGCGCGGCUCGGCUUACGCGGGCUUCCUGGCGCUGGUGGUGGGCUGCGUGUUCCUGCUGGAGCCUGAGCUGCCGGCGUCGGCGCUGCGCUCGCUCUGGAGCUCGCUGCGGCUGGGUCCGGCGCCGGCGCCCGCCUCCCCCGAGAGCCGGCUGGCAGCCGCCUGGGACGCGCUCAUCGUGCAGCCGGCCCGGCGCUGGCGCCGCGUGGCCGUGGGGGUCAACGCAUGCGUCGACGUGGUGCUCUCGGGGGUGAAGCUGCUGCAGGCCCUUGGUCUGAGUCCUGGGCAUGGCAGAGAUCACGCUGUCUUGCAUUCAAGGAAUGAUCUGGAGGAAGCCUUCGCUCACUUCAUGGGGAAGGGAGCAGCUGCCGAGCGCUUCUUCAGCAACCAGGAGGCCUUUCGGGACAUCGCCCAGGUUGCCUCGGAGCUCCCUGACGCUCAGCACUACGUCGGAGGGAACGCGGCGCUCAUCGGACAGAAAUUCGCAGCCAACACAGAUUUACAGGUCCUCCUUUGUGGUCCAGUUGGUCCCAAGCUGCACGAACUACUUGAUGACAGUGUGUUUGUCCCUCCAGAGUCAUUGCAGGAAUUGGAUGAGUUCCACCUCAUUCUGGAGUAUCAGGCAGGGGAGCAGUGGGGCCAGUCAGAAGCUCCCCACGCCAAUCGCUUCAUCUUCUCUCACGACCUGUCCAACGGGGCCAUGAACAUGCUGGAGGUGUUUGUGUCCAGCCUGGAGGAGUUCCAGCCCGACCUGGUGGUCCUCUCGGGCCUGCACAUGAUGGAGGGACAGAGCAAGGAGCUGCAAACCAAGAGGCUCUUGGAGGUUGUCACCUCCAUUUCUGACAUCCCCAUGGGGGUUCCAGUUCACUUGGAGCUGGCCAGCAUGACCAAUAGGGAGCUCAUGAGCAGUAUCUUGCAGCAGCAGGUCUUCCCUGCGGUGACCUCCCUCGGGCUGAACGAGCAGGAGCUGUUAUUUCUCAGCCAGUCAGCCUCUGGGCCCCACUCCUCCCUCUCCUCAUGGAACGGCGUUCCCGACGUGGGCGUGGUCAGUGAUAUCCUCUUCUGGAUCUUGAAAGAGCACGGGAAGAGCGAGAGCAGACCCUCAGACCUCACCCGCAUCCACUUCCACACGCUGGUCUACCACAUCCUGGCAACGGUGGAUGGGCACUGGGCCAACCAGCUGGCGGCCGUGGCCGCGGGCGCACGUGUGGCCGGGACUCAGGCCUGCGCCACAAAAACCAUCGACGCCCAACAAGUGUCUCUGAAGGCACCCCAGGAGUUUGUGACUUCCCGUUUGGAAGCAGGCUCCAGGAUUGUGUUCAGCCCAAAGGAGCCAGUCGUGACGUGGCACAGGGAGGGGAUAUCGUUUCACUUCACCCCCGUCCUGAUCUGCAAAGACCCUGUUCGCACCGUGGGCCUGGGAGACGCCAUUUCAGCCGAAGGCCUUGUCUAUUCAGAGGUGCUUCCCCGCUCCUAGGAGGCUCCUGCAGGGCGUGCUGAGCAGAGAGGAUCCCAGCAAGGAAGUGCUUUGGAAGAUGGACCAAGGGUGUCAGGACAACCUCCAGACCUGACAUGGGCAACAGCCAAAGAGCAGCAGAUGAGACUGUGCCACACACAUUCCAGCCCGUGGGCGAGUCCACACAUUUCAGUUUUGCAUCCAAAUUCAGUUAGCUCCUAACGGGG
Ochotona princeps (American pika) is the source of this 1741-nucleotide messenger RNA. RefSeq names its product ADP dependent glucokinase (gene ADPGK). Gene Ontology annotation, biological process: glucose metabolic process. The coding region runs from base 51 to 1535 and encodes 494 amino acids. The transcript has 7 exons. Gene Ontology annotation, molecular function: ADP-specific glucokinase activity. The record is from RefSeq and is a predicted model, not a curated record. Gene Ontology annotation, cellular component: endoplasmic reticulum. NCBI's taxonomy places the organism in Eukaryota, Metazoa, Chordata, Mammalia, Lagomorpha, Ochotonidae.